CCUCUCUCUCUCUCACACACACACACACACACACACUCCUAAAUUCUAAACUCAACUCAUGUUCACACACGGUCUAGCUGCACUGGUGGACUGUUAGACUUUUGGAAGCUUCAUACAGCGGAUAUCUUUAUUCAGAAUCUGAUGGUUUAUUAAAAGAGGAUCCAAAGUGUGUGAUGGGAGCUGAGUAACAGGACGUGUGAUGAGGGGCAUGUGUGUGUAAAACAGAGGGACAAAAUAAGACAGAAUGAAUCCUGUGAGGAAGGACAUGGAGCUGCUGAGCAACAGCAUGGCCACCUAUGCUCAUAUUAAAGACAACACGGAGAGCUUCGCACUGUACUUCAUGCUGGGCGUCUGUUUCGGUCUCCUCCUGGCCCUGACGCUCCUCAUCCUGGGCUUCGCCUGCAGACCUAGAAGAACCGCAGUGAAGAAGCAUCCUACCCCUGACCAAAAAAGUUUUAAAGAGUCCAUCCAGCAAGACGAGGAGGAACGACUGGACAAGAGCGAAGAAGAAGCGGAGGAAGAGGUGCCUGAUGUCACCGUAGCAACCGUGAACGAGCAGAGCCAAUCCAACGGGACCAUCGGGAGCGUCAACGUCUUCUCCUCGGCGGACGAGCUGGAGCGAGCUCGCCGCUUGGAAGAACGAGAACGCAUCGUCAGAGAAAUCUGGAGAAACGGACAGCCGGAUAUCCUGGUCACGGGGACCGGUACGCUCGGACGCGUGCACUAUCACUAGUUAAGACGUGAUGUAGGAAGGAUACAGAUCAUUUGUUAGGACAUACUGUAUACAGCGAGUAUUUUGCACUUCACUGGGACUAACACACAAUGCUAAAAGUCUCAGAUAUGUAUUUUGUACACGUUUAACAAUAAACUUUUUAUACGACAUCUUUUUUAACUUGUCUGUAUAUAUUUAGUGAUUUUAUAACGUCUCGGCGGAGUUUAAAAAUAAAACUAGUGUUUGUUUUUUUUUUUUUUGGGGGGGGGGGGGGGGGGGAUUUCGGCCGGGUCAGCAUCAUGUGCUGUUCAGUCCCACGCUAAAGCAGAACCUUCACCCCUCGUUUCUCAGCCCAUGCACUUCCUGCCGCUGCUCUCCCACCAUGUAACAGAAACAACUCUACUCCCUAAGGGAGAGUAAAUGAUUUCAGAUGUCAGAAAGCAUUUGCUGUAAAGUUCCACCACAGCUUAUUGUUGUUGUUUUUUUUUUUUGCAUGGACAGUAUUUCUGAUUGAAGUUAUUCCGAUUAGAAAUCUGUUUACCUGAUGAGAUGCGAUGUGAUCUAAAAGGAUUUCAUCAGAAACAAGUUUUUUUUUUGCCAGCUGAGAUAUUUAAUCUGUUUGAAAUAUAGUAGAAGAAGGUUUUUUUUCUCUCCAACUGUAAUGUUAGGUUAGACUUCCCAUCAGUUUUAAAUAAGUCCCGCCUUCUGCGUGUCAAUGGCAACAAUAAUUCAGUCUCAUCUGUGAUUGGUUGGAUGCUUUACUACGUACAUCUGAAAUGGGGAGUCAAUCAGAGCUCCCUUCUCAGCCAGACACAGUGGAUGAAACCAAACACAGUGAUGUGACUGAUCAGAAAUGGAGGCACGAUUACCUUUUUAGAAACUUAUAAGGGCAACUAAUAUUACCAAACCAACACACAAAGGUAUUUAUAAAAAUAUUUAUUCCAUCAAAAGAGAAAUGAUCCAACCAAGUGUUGAGGUUUGCAAGCAUUCCUCUCUCAUCUUCUAUACCGCUUUAUCCUGUAUUCAGGGUCGCGGGGACCUGGAGCCUAUCCCAGGAGACUUGGGGCACGAGGUAGGGUACACCCUGGACAGGGUGCCAAUCCAUCGCAGGGCACACACACUAUGGGCAAUUUGGGAACACCAAUUAGCCUAACCUGCGUAUUGACUGUGGGAGGAAACCGGAUUACCCGGAGGAAACCCACCAAGCACAGGCAGAACAUGCGAACUCCAUGCACACAGAGACGGGAAUCGAACCCGGACCCUGGAGGUGCAAGGCAACAGUGCUAACCACUACACCACUGUGCUGCCGGUCCAUCCCUCUCUUUCCAAUUAAAAAUGAAUUCUGAGACAAAGCGUUACCAUGAAGGUGUUUUUGUAUUUCCAUGAUGCAUUUGUAUUCCAACUGAUAUAUUAUUUCCAAUAUUACUGGAACAUUAGCAUUUAAAUUAUCCAUUUAUUCAUUAAUCAAUCACAUCUGUGUUUCAUCCUGGUCAAGAUCUGUCACAGGGUCAAAAAACAGACACUUCAGGACAAUUUUGACUCUUUUUGUGAUGUAGGAGGAAACUUGAGACUCACAUGGACACAAGGAGAAGGUGGGGAAAUUCCAGAGUGUAACAAAACUCAAAAGUUUGGGGUCAAUUUCUAACUCCAUGGUCGUUCCUGAUUUUUCUUUCUUUCUACAUUGUAAAAAUGCUAAAUGUGUCCAAAAAAUAUAGAAUAGUCUCCAUUGAACAGUUGAUCUUGAGAUGUAUCUGCUACUUUUGCUUUGUAAAGCUUCAUAACGGCUCUAAUCUGAGCUGCUGGUUGUUAAUUGGUGAUUUCUGAGACUGGUGACUCUAAAUGAACUUCUCUGCAGCAGAGGUCAGUUUUGGUCUUGCUUUCCUGUGAAGGUCUUCAUGAGAGAGUUUCUUUAUGGAGCUUGAUGGGUUUUGCAAACGAACUUACAGUUCUUGCAAGAACUGUUCCAGAAAGAUUGACCUCUGUGUCUUAUAAAAAUAACUGUUGUUUCAUAGAUACUCUUAUCUACCGUUCUUUCAUUAGUUUUUAAAUCUUUAUUUUAUUGUUGUAGAUUGUAGAAAAUGAAUCACUCAACAAAAACUUGCCAGUGUUCCCAAACUUUUGAGUGGUAGUGUACCAUAAACACUUCAUAAAGUGAAGCAUAUAAACUCAGAAUUCUUAACAUUAAGUUUACAAAUGUUAAAGUUUUUACUUGUUUAAGGAAUUUUUUUACCCCUUUUUAAUAAUAGGUAAUGUUUUAUUAAAUUCAGUUAACAAUUAGAAUUCAAAUACACUGUUUAUGGAAAAUUCUUGUGUUUAUUAGUUUAUGCAGCUAGAGAAAAUAAAAAACAGCAAAAAAAAAAA
Messenger RNA from Clarias gariepinus (North African catfish), 3073 nucleotides. It is a transcript of the gene eva1bb, whose product is annotated as eva-1 homolog Bb (C. elegans). The coding region runs from base 245 to 733 and encodes 162 amino acids. The record is from RefSeq and is a predicted model, not a curated record. The transcript is spliced from 3 exons. Lineage: Eukaryota; Metazoa; Chordata; Actinopteri; Siluriformes; Clariidae.